AAUACAUCGUCCAUAUAUACCUUGAAUCGCGACCUACACGGAUCAGUCUUCGAAAUGGUGCGAGCGCGAAAAUACGUCGUCAAACGUCAAUUCCAAGGCGUGCCCAAGCAAGAGGACUUUGAAAUAACAACAGAAGAAUUGCCAGCGAUAAAAAAUGGCGAAAUAUUAGUGAAAACUGAAUGGGUGAGCGUGGAUCCGUACCAACGCGCUUACAACGCAAGGUAUCCGACGCCGUACGACCAAUUCGGGUUCCAACUGGCCGUUGUCCAGGAUUCCAAGAACCCUAAAUUCCCUGUCGGCUCCAAAGUGGUGUCCCACAAAGGAUGGCGCGACUACACUGUGAUCGACCCGAAUUCUGCGCCCACGCCGAUGGACAAAGCCUACAGAAUGCCCGACUUGAAAGGAUUACCAGAAUCAUUGAGUAUCGGCGCUGUGGGUAUGCCCGGAGCGACUGCCUACUUCGGACUAUUGGAACUUUGCAAGCCGAGACCCGGCGAAACGGUGGUGGUCACUGGGGCAGCGGGGGCCGUGGGUUCGAUUGUCGGUCAGAUCGCGAAAAUCAAAGGCUGCAAGGUAAUUGGUUUCGCCGGAUCCGACGACAAAGUCGCAUGGCUCGAGACCGAAUUGGGUUUCGACAAAGCUUUCAAUUACAAAACCGUCGACGCUGCAUCUGCGUUGAAAGCGGCCGCGCCCAACGGCGUAGACUGUUACUUCGACAACGUUGGCGGUGAAUUGAGUAGUACAAUUAUAAAUCAGAUGAAUACGUACGGCCGUGUGGCCGUGUGUGGUUCUAUCAGCGCUUACAAUGAGGAUCCGUCGAGAGUGCCCAAGGCGUCGAUACUCCAGCCUGCUUUGGUUGGUAAGGAGUUAAAAAUUGAGGGGUUUUUAGUUCCCAGAUGGGCCGACAGGUGGCCGGAGGCGUUUGCAGAUUUGGUCAAAUGGAUAUCUUCGGGACAAAUGAAGGUACAAGAACAUGUGACCGAAGGAUUCGAUAAUAUUUUUAAGGCGUUUGUUGGUAUGCUCGCUGGGGAGAACGUGGGUAAAGCCGUUGUCAAGGUCUAAGUGCGCGUGAGUUGAUUUCCAACAAGUUUUUGUAUGUGAAAUUUUGUGAGUGAAAUGUUGGUAUAUAUAUAAUGAAUUAUUUUUUUUAAUGAGAA
Molecule: messenger RNA, 1157 nt
Organism: Amyelois transitella
Lineage: Eukaryota; Metazoa; Arthropoda; Insecta; Lepidoptera; Pyralidae
Product: prostaglandin reductase 1
Exons: 1
Coding region: 55-1062 (335 amino acids)
Biological process (GO): prostaglandin metabolic process
Cellular component (GO): cytoplasm
Molecular function (GO): 15-oxoprostaglandin 13-reductase [NAD(P)+] activity; 2-alkenal reductase [NAD(P)H] activity
Source: RefSeq, a predicted model, not a curated record